AUGGAGGAGUUUAAUUCUCCUCAGUUAUUCCUAGUGUGGUUAUUAGGCAUCUCAUUUAUACAGAUAUACGUGCAAGCGCACAGUAUUGCAUCCAAGCCCUUGACUUACUUGGAGUUUGUCGGUAAUCCUAUAAUAGAAAGACUACCUAGGGAUAGAUUUGAAAUUCACAAUGCACACAGAGAUCCUGUAAAAGACAGUCCAUCGUUAAGACACGAUGAUUCUAUGCGCGUACAAUUUGUCGCAUUCAACCAAACAUUUAAUUUACAUCUUGAACCAAAUCUAGAAUUAUAUCACGCCGAAGCUAAAAUCACAUAUCAUCAUUCAAACAAUACUAGUUCAACCAUUAGACUAUUACCCGAAGAUCAUAGAUUGUAUAAAGGGAUAGUGUUAGGCAUUGAUUCUACAGAAAAACGACUUGUCGAGGAUAUAAUUGGUUUGAAAAGACAUUCAUUGUUUGAAGAACUUGCUUACUCACCUGGUGUGUUAGGCUGGGCAAGGAUACACGUCCUCGAUGACGGAAACUUAUCUGAAUAUGGUACCAAUACUCGCCAUCCAACCUUUGAAGGGACUUUUUCAUAUGAAAAUGAUUUAUACCAUAUAAAAUCAAUAGAAAAUUUUCACUCGAUUCAAUAUCCAGAAGAUCCCGAGAUCCCUAAUCCGUCAGCUCGACAUCAAUCUCAUCGUUUUGCUACCAUGGUUAUUUAUCGCGACUCUGAUAUAAAACAUUCGAAUCUAAGUAAACGAGCGAACACGUUAACCGAUCGUCAAGUACAAGGUUGUGCCAUGGAUGAUUUACCUUUCAAUGUUGAUCUGAAUAAUGAUUAUCGCAAAAUGCGUAAAGAAUGGGCAUUUCAAUAUAAUCAAGGGCAAAUAUCGACAAACGAAGAAGAUUCUUUAUGGAAUUUAAACUUUGCAGGUUUUCGUUUCAGUCGAGCUUCAAACGAAUCUACGAAACUUACAAAGAGGCAAACAGCCGCAGGAUGUCCCACAGCUCGAAAAAUCAAUUAUAUGGGUGCUGCGGCUGAUUGUACAUAUGUUAAGAAAUAUGGAUCACAAGAUGCAGCUCGCAAGCAAAUACUCAGUGAUUGGAAUACUGCUUCGGCUGUAUACGAAAGCACCUUUAAUGUUACUCUUGGUCUUAUUUCGCUGGACAUUCGAGAUGGGACAUGUCCUUCUCAACUUGAUCAAACUUCUUUGUGGAAUAGAGAAUGUGCAGAUAGCUAUAGCAUUAAUAAUCGAUUAAGCGAUUUUAGUUCUUGGAGGGGAACAAAAGGAGAUGAUGGCACUGGAUUAUGGCAUUUACUUACUACAUGCAGUACUGGCACAAAAGUAGGCGUUGCUUGGCUAGGGCAAUUAUGCGAAACAAAGGUCACUCAACAAAAUACUGAAUACGGUCUAGCCUCUGUCGCAAACACCGGAGUUUCGUCAGCAUCAAAAGAUGAAUGGAAAGUAGUUGCUCAUGAAGUUGGACAUGGUUUUGGUGCUAUUCACGAUUGCAUGUCAUUCGAUUGUCCUUGCACCGAUUGCCAAUGUUGUCCGUUGUCAAGCAGCACAUGCGAUGCUAACGCGCAAUACAUAAUGAAUCCUACCAGUAACAGCGUCUCAAAUUCGUUUAGCCCAUGCUCCAUUAACGAUAUAUGUUCUGCAUAUCCAAAUCUGGGAACCUGUCUUGGAGAUCCUGGAAAUAAGAAAAUCCUAAGCGAAGCGAUGUGCGGCAAUGGAAUAAAAGAAGACGGUGAAGAAUGUGAUUGUGGGACGGAAACAGAAUGUGCAAAUGACCCUUGUUGUAAUGGCAGUACGUGUAAAUUUAAAGCAGGCGCUAUAUGCGAUGAUCGAAAUGAUUUAUGCUGUAAGAAUUGUACUAUCCGAGCUGCCGGUACAGUGUGCAGACCUGCAAUUUCGAGUUGUGAUCUGGCCGAAGUAUGCAACGGGACAUCUGCUAUGUGUCCAACUGAUGCUCAUGUCAGUGACGGAUCUUCUUGUGGCGGUAAUGGGUUAGCUUGUGCUGGAGGACAAUGUACUUCGCGGGAUGCCCAAUGCGCUGCUCGAGGUUCUCGAUCGGGUAUCACAAAAUCCUGCAAAAUUAGUUCUGAUGGAUGUACAAUAACUUGUGCUAAUCCGGGCGAUAGUCGUUCUUGUCUUGAAUUAAGUGGAUCAUUUGUUGAUGGCACGCCAUGUGGAUACGGGGGAAAAUGUUCUAAAGGAUCAUGUCAAUCGGGUUCUUUUGGAAAUACGGUAAGUAGCUGGAUAGAUCAAAACAAGAAAAUAAUUAUUCCUGUUGCUGCUGUUUUAGGACUUAUGAUUUUGUGCAGUAUAAUUCAAUGCUGCUGUGGAUGCUUCAAACGACGAGGAAAACCAAGUCGACAAAGGGUUCUCUCUCAAGAACGUGUGAACCCUGCGUAUAAUAUUUCUGGAGCUUACAGUGUUCCCGCCUCAUCACCAACGAGACAAUACAGUACAAAUUGGGUAGACCCAACUCCAUAUAAUGGACUAACUCCUAAUCAACAAUCCUUCCAUUCACCUCCCACUACGGCACCUCCCACCACGGCACCACCCUACAGCCCUCAGCAAGCUUUUGCAGGCGCUGGCGUUUAA
Molecule: messenger RNA, 2595 nt
Organism: Ambispora gerdemannii
Lineage: Eukaryota; Fungi; Glomeromycota; Glomeromycetes; Archaeosporales; Ambisporaceae
Source: the annotation of a GenBank genome assembly